Molecule: messenger RNA, 1283 nt
Organism: Pteronotus mesoamericanus
Lineage: Eukaryota; Metazoa; Chordata; Mammalia; Chiroptera; Mormoopidae
Gene: LRR1
Product: leucine rich repeat protein 1
Exons: 4
Coding region: 1-1275 (424 amino acids)
Molecular function (GO): protein binding
Source: RefSeq, a predicted model, not a curated record
AUGAAGCUGCACUGCGAGGUCGAGGUGGUCAGCCGGCACUUGCCGGCCCUGGGGCUGAGGAACCGGGGCAAGGGCGUCCGCGCGGUGUUGAGCCUUUGUCAGCAGGCUCCCAGAAGUCAACUGCGGCCUCGGGCCGGGGACGAACGCGGGGGCUCGAACCGCGCCUGCUUGCUUAUUUCCACGCUGAAGGACAGGCGCGGGACCCGCUAUGAGUUAAAGGAGAACAUUGAACAAUUCUUCACCAAAUUUGUGGAUGAGGGAAAAGCCACUGUUCGGUUAAAGGAGCCUCCUGUGGAUAUCUGUCUAAGUAAGGCCAAUUCCAGCAGUUUAAAGAGUUUCCUUUCAGCCAUGAGACUGGCUCAUAGAGGCUGUGAUGUUGAGGCACCACUUUCACCCCUCGCACCAGUGAAGACUUCAGAAUUUGAAAAAUUUAAAACUAAAAUGGUUAUCACAUCCAAAAAGGACUACCCUUUAAGCAAGAACUUUCCACAUUACCUGGAACAUCUUCAGGCUUCUUAUUGUGGUCUUGUCCGAGUUGAUAUGCGUAUGCUUUGCUUAAAAAACCUUAAGAAAUUAGACUUGAGUCACAACCACAUAAAAAAGCUUCCAGCUACAAUUGGAGACCUCAUCCACCUACAAGAACUUAACCUGAAUGACAAUCACUUGGAGUCAUUUAGUGUAGCAUUGUGUCAGUCUACACUCCAGAAAUCACUUCGUAGUUUGGAUCUCAGCAAGAACAAAAUUAAGGCACUCCCUGUGCAGUUUUGCCAGCUUCGGGAACUUACAGAUUUAAAACUUGAUGAUAAUGAAUUGAUCCGAUUUCCUCUCAAGAUAGGACAAUUGACAAACCUGCGAUUUUUGUCAGCAGCUCGAAAUAAGCUUCCAUUUUUGCCUUGUGAAUUUAAAAGUUUAUCCCUUGAGUACUUGGAUCUUUAUGGAAAUACUUUUGAACAACCAGAAGUUCUUCCAAUUAUAAUGCUGCAAACACCAUUAACUUUAUUGGAAUCAUCUGCACGAACCAUAUUAUAUAAUAGGAUUCCAUAUGGCUCUCAUAUCAUUCCUUUCCAUCUUUGCCAAGAUUUGGAUACUGCAAAAACCUGUGUUUGUGGAAGAUUUUGCCUAAGCUGCUUUAUUCAGGGAAUCACAACCAUGAAUCUACACUCUGUUGCUCACACUGUGGUCUUAGUAGAUAAUAUGGGUGGCACUGAAGCACCUGUGAUCUCUUACUUCUGUUCUCUAGCCUGUUAUGUAAAUUCCUGUGAUAUGUUCAAGUAAUAGAUGAU